AUGAUUUUACCGGCGAUGGCGAAAAUACGGCUUUCUUUUAUAUUUUAUCUUUACAUAAUAGUAAAAUGUGAAAGCAUUAACGUAGACACUAUAUCUAGUGAUAUACGAUUCAAAAAUGUCGACCGAACAAUAGAUAUAUCUUCACAACUGGUAAAAAUUACAAGUAGAAUAACCUUGGAAAACAUUGGAGGUACGCCGGCAAAGAAUUUCUUAUUAGCAGUUGAAGAUCAUGCUAAAAACAGUGUAGCCUUCUUUGGAGCUAAGGAUAGUAACAAUAAAGAAAUACGGCUGGUUGAGACAACAGUUAAAGGGUACGAUUAUGUCAGGUUUUGGCGUGCGGAACUCAAAGAGCCUGUUAAUGCUGGCGCUUCAGCAACAAUCACCGUAGAAUCCGUCUUCACCAAAGCUCUUCAACCUUAUCCGACAGCUAUAACACAACAAGAAGAUCAACUAAUCAAAUACGUCGGUAACUUGUUCUCAUAUUCACCUUACUAUGUCGUAUCCCAGAAAACCAACGUAGUUGUGAAUACAAAAAACGUUGAAUCGUUCACUAAAGUUAAGCCAUUCUCUCAACAAGAUGGUUCUAUACAAUACGGCGCCUACGCUAACACGAAACCGUUUAGUGAAAAGGAAUUAGUCAUUCAUUAUAAGAACAACUCCCCCUUCUUAACUGUGACCCGCGUGGAGAGACUUAUUGAAGUAUCGCACUGGGGCAACAUCGCAGUAGAAGAGGUUAUAGAAAUUGAGCACACAGGAGCAAAACUAAAAGGACCAUUCUCACGAUAUGACUAUCAACAGGACCACCACAGUGGACCUGCAAGUGUUAGAUCUUAUAAGACUCUGUUGCCUGCAUCUGCCUCAGAUGUAUAUUACAGAGAUACCAAUGGCAACAUUUCAACAUCAAACAUGAAGGUGAAAAAAGAUUCUGUAGAGUUAGAUCUGAGACCCAGAUACCCACUAUUUGGUGGAUGGAGAACUCACUACACUCUUGGCUACAAUGUGCCAAGCUAUGAAUACUUGUACCAAUCAGGCAAUGAAUACUUACUCAAGAUGAGAGUAAUUGAUCACAUCUAUGAUGACAUGCAAGUUGAUGAGUUAGUUACAAAGAUCAUUUUGCCUGAGGGAUCAACAAAUAUAAAACUUAACCUGCCCUAUGCAGUGACCAGGCUGCCAGACAGUCUACACUAUACAUACUUAGAUACUAAGGGACGUCCAGUAAUAUCUUUCUUAAAGAAAAAUAUAGUUGAAAACCAUAUUCAAGAUUUCCAACUACGCUACACAUUCCCACGUCUCCUUAUGUUACAGGAGCCUUUACUUGUUGUAGGGUUCCUCUAUGCUUUAUUCCUAUGUGUAAUUAUCUAUGUAAGAUUAGAUUUCUCUAUCCAUAAGGCUGAUCAUCACCAUAAAGAUUAA
Molecule: messenger RNA, 1413 nt
Organism: Arctia plantaginis
Lineage: Eukaryota; Metazoa; Arthropoda; Insecta; Lepidoptera; Erebidae
Source: the annotation of a GenBank genome assembly